Chanos chanos (milkfish) is the source of this 2251-nucleotide messenger RNA. RefSeq names its product eukaryotic translation initiation factor 5 (gene eif5). The transcript has 12 exons. The record is from RefSeq and is a predicted model, not a curated record. Gene Ontology annotation, biological process: translational initiation; formation of cytoplasmic translation initiation complex. Gene Ontology annotation, molecular function: GDP-dissociation inhibitor activity; eukaryotic initiation factor eIF2 binding; translation initiation factor activity. Lineage: Eukaryota; Metazoa; Chordata; Actinopteri; Gonorynchiformes; Chanidae. Gene Ontology annotation, cellular component: cytosol. Bases 496 to 1785 code for a protein of 429 amino acids.
AAGAGCUGGUUGUGGCAUAGCACACAUCAGUUGGGAACAUUCUAGAGAUUCCCCUGUUUCUGAGGGCGUCUCGAGUUUUCUAUUCGACUUUUUCUCUCCACCGCAAGGUUUGACUCUUUGACGCUUUAGGCACCGCAGUGCCAAUCUGUAGCUAUCUACUGCUGCAACUCAUAAUCGCUCAUACAAAUAGCUACUUCAUUACGUCGCAGGGCGACCAGCGGUGUGUUUAUGUCUUUGUUUUACGAAAACGGUGAGUACCUGGACGACAGGAGCCACGGAUGGGAAAGAGCUGUUGCGCAGCUGUUGGAACCUGUGUGGAGGGAACUUAGUCUACAAGCAAGUAGCUUUGCGCCUGAGUGGCGACGCCUUUUUCAUGUCAGUGACAGGGGCCACUUGCAUUCGUUUAUGUCAUCCUCUCUUCUCCAGACAGAAGAUACCAAAAAUCGCCAAUCCAGGAUUUUUUCAUCGUGCUGAUAAAGCCAACGGCAAGCCAAAAUGUCUGUCAACGUCAACCGCAGCGUGUCAGACCAGUUCUAUCGCUACAAGAUGCCCCGUCUGAUUGCUAAGGUGGAAGGCAAGGGGAACGGCAUUAAGACUGUCAUCGUUAACAUGGUAGAUGUGGCCAAAGCACUCAAUAGGCCUCCAACCUAUCCCACCAAGUAUUUUGGUUGUGAGUUGGGUGCCCAGACCCAGUUUGAUGUCAAGAACGACCGCUACAUUGUCAAUGGGUCGCACGAGGCCAACAAGUUGCAAGACAUGCUGGACGGAUUCAUUCGGAAGUUUGUGCUUUGUUCCGAGUGCGAGAAUCCCGAAACUGACCUGCACAUUAACUCAAAGAAACAGACCAUUGGAAGCUCCUGCAAGGCCUGUGGAUACCGAGGCAUGCUGGACACUCGACACAAGCUCUGCACCUUCAUUCUCAAAAACCCACCUGAGAGCGAAAGCGGCUCCGUGAAGAAGGACAAGGAGAAGAAGAACCGUAAGAAAGACAAGGAAAACGGUUCUGGAGGAGGAGAGGCUGGGAACCAUAACGACAUCGAUGCUCCUGAUGCCGUGGACGGUGAUGACGAUGAUGAAGACUGGGCAGAGGAGACGACUGAGGAGGCCCAGCGACGCAGGAUGGAGGAGAUCAGUGAGCAUGCCAAGAACCUCACCCUCAGCGAAGACCUGGAGAAGACACUAGAGGAGAGAGUCAACUUGUUCUACAACUUCGUGAAGCAAAAGAAAGAGGGGGGAGCGAUAGACUCUGCCGAUAAGGAGAUCCUGGCUGAAGCUGAGAGACUGGACGUCAAAGCCAUGGGCCCCCUGAUUCUCAGCGAGCUUCUGUUCGACGAGAACAUCCGUGAGCAGAUCAAAAAAUACAAACGCCACUUCCUCCGAUUCUGCCACAACAACAAGAAGGCGCAGAAGUACCUGCUGGGCGGCUUUGAGUGUUUGGUCAAACUGCACCAGAGCCAGCUCCUGCCCCGCGUGCCCGUCAUCCUCAAAGACCUGUACGACGCCGACCUGCUGGAGGAGGACGUCAUCCUGGCCUGGGCCGAAAAGGUCUCUAAGAAGUAUGUUUCCAAAGAGCUGGCCAAGGAGAUCCACGCCAAGGCAGAGCCUUUUGUCAAAUGGCUUAAAGAGGCAGAGGAGGAGAGCGAAGGCAGUGAGGAAGAGGAGGAAGAGGAAGAAGACAAUGUGGAGGUGGUGUACUCUUCUUCUGCCCGGGAGCUGAAGGUGGAGACAGUAAAAGCUGAGAAGUCUGAUAAAGAGGAGGAUGAUAUUGACAUCGAUGCCAUCUAAACACACACACACACACACACACACGUACACACACACACACACACACACACACACACACACACACACACACACGUACACACACACACACACACACGUACACACACACAGACAUGCACUCAAUCCAAAAAGUUGCCUCUUUCCACUUAACAAGAUUGGUGGCGGUCAGAUGCAUGCCUUUAAAAUCAUUUCUGCUCUUCUCUUCAGCUGCAGUUCUCUCUCUCUCUCUUACACGCAGGCGCACACACACGCACACACACACACACACACACACACAUAUAGAGCAAUGCUUUGCUAAUGGCUUCUUCAUUUAGCCUCUUCUCUAGGUCUCCUGGUGAAAUGACCGGUGUUGCCGUUCUGUUUGUAUGCAUGAACAAUUCCUUUAGAUUUUAGAGCAGAAAAUGCACAUGAUGAUUUGUUUUCCCUCCUUGUGUUUUUUUGCCAUUAUUAAAGAAUGUUUGCCAGUGAA